Molecule: messenger RNA, 1899 nt
Organism: Homalodisca vitripennis (glassy-winged sharpshooter)
Lineage: Eukaryota; Metazoa; Arthropoda; Insecta; Hemiptera; Cicadellidae
Gene: spz3
Product: protein spaetzle 3
Exons: 5
Coding region: 137-1336 (399 amino acids)
Biological process (GO): regulation of Toll signaling pathway; innate immune response; central nervous system formation
Cellular component (GO): extracellular region
Molecular function (GO): Toll binding; growth factor activity
Source: RefSeq, a predicted model, not a curated record
GGCGCAGUCACCAGUCAGUCACCAGUCCAGGCCGGGCACCAUGCGCACGCGCAGUGAACCUCGAACAAGUUGACGGCGCGCCACGAGUGUAGUGUAGUGCGGUUCCAUUCAUUGAGUCCGGACUUGCCCCUUAGUGAUGGCACUCCACAACUUCAGUUCCCCGUUUCUCCCCUCGUUCCCGGGGUUCCCCGGGUUGUUUCCUCACACUCCCACUGUCGCCCCUUAUCUCCAGCCCAACUUGCAACCCCCCAGGCCUCCGGAGCCUCGUCAGAACAGACAGACCUACGGGCCGACGACGCGGCAGCCCCCGCCUUCCCCCUACCAGCAACCCCCGCACCAGUCCAAGGGGUACUCGGGGUACGCGGGGCAGGACACCAGAUACACGCGCGUGAGCAGUGGCACCCCCGGGUCCGGGAAGACGUCGGUCCACGCGGUGAUAGACUACGAUGAUGAUUUUGACGACGGGGAGUACUACGACGAGCCCGACCUGGAGGAGUUGCCCUCCUCGCUCCGCCACAGCCCCGUACCUACGGUCACCCCCAUCCAGGGACCCAUACUCGUCAAGAACGGCAGCGUCCCUGUGGUACCGCUAUACUCAUACCCCACCAUCAACAACGGCUCGCUCGUCCAAAUUCCCAUUUUAUGGACGGCACUUUCGUUGGCUUUGGGCCUUGAGAUCAGAGGAGAUGUCAUCAGAGGAGUGCCCUGUAUCAAACGCUUCCAUCAGCUCUUCUGCCCCACCGCUGGAAACAGUUACCCCAUAGAUAGAAUCGAGCUGUUCAUAGACGAGAACAAGGCUCUGAUGAAGCGGAUGUAUGGAGAGUUCCAGAUGAGCACAGAGUAUGGUCCACCGGCGCGGGAAGUGUUUGAAACGCAGCGAAGAACGAGGAAAAAACGAGCGUCAACGAGUAAAGAGAAACCGAAGUCAAACAACUCGACUGCGCCUGACCCCGUACAGGAGGGGAUCGACGGGACCGAGACUUACUUCGGAAAGUUAAGGCAGACCAGGCAGUCUUUCCGCAACAAUCAGUCAUCUGACUCUGGAAGAGUGGAUGCUUGUGAGUCUAAAGUGGAGAUAGUCACCCCGUACUGGGCAGCCAACAGUGCGGGUAAAAUAAGAGCGAUUGUCAACACCCAGCACUUCGAGCAAGCGAUCCACCAAGAAGUUUGCUCGAAAACCCAAACAAACCGGUGUUCGUCCGACUGCGGUUGUGAGCAGAAGUACAAGUGGCACCGUCUGUUGGCGUACGACCCGGACAACGACUGCAAGGGCAUAUUCAUGGACUGGUUCCUCUUCCCUUCCUGUUGCGUCUGCCGGUGUAACGCCACGAACUGAACCGUCCAAAGAUGACUGAGUCAAUGACAUUGUGUAGACUGCCGAAUCGCUACCUUACCGCUACCAUACGGGCUUACACACAGUCGUGCGAGCCGUCUAUAGUGAUUCUGUAUUUAUUGAGUGGACAAUCUUAUAAAUAGCCACCGAACUGGUGUAAAGGCAGUCAGAGGCUGUCAGUAAAUAUCGAUUGUAAUUACAUUGCUAAUUUAAAUGUACCAUAUAGUUAGUGCUAUAAUAUGAAGUUUAGGAGUCUUUGUUUGUGGAAGACUUGUGCUGCAUAGUCAUUUUAUAGUGCGUAAUUAGAUGUUUUCAGUUUGGAUAGAUUAGUGAAACUGCAAACUAGCAUAUAGGUGUAUUUAUAAUAUAUGUGUAUUUUAAGAUAAGUUUUAUGUUCAAAUUAUUUAUAUAUCACCAUAAACAACUCGCAGUCAAGCUGAUGUUAAACAAGUAUAUACAGUUUUAUAAGUGUACACUGUCAUUAAGUAGACAUAACUACAGAUAUUUUGCAACUGUGAAUAAUGUACCAAUGGUUACGAUAAAUAAAUAAAAACACUUGUAUAGAA